AUGAUUGAUUUUCCGAAUGUCUUCCGAUCAGAAUAUCCUCCCGUUUCUGAUAAUUUUCUUAUGGUAAUUGCAAAAAGUUAUAUUCUAUCAAACUUUUGGAGCGACCACUAUAUUGAAGUACAGCAGGCACUAAUGCAUAGUAAUGAUGAAAGAGUUGUGAAACGGCUUCAAGAACUGUUCAACAAAUCGAAUCAUCGUCUGAGAAUGUAUGGUAGUGCCGAAGAACUUGCUCAUAAUCUGAAAAUUUAUCGAAAUUUUCAAAAUUCACAAAGCAGGUUCACUACGAAUGCAUUGGAAUGUUGGAAUACAAAACCAAUUCUCUAUAGCGGGACGGACGGUAAACACUAUGUGUCCAAACAUGACAUGUUCGUACUCAUUCAAAAUCUGCCAUUGAAGACAUCUGACUCCGAGAGCUUAAAUUUGGUUGGAUACAUUUUCUUUCUUGGAUUGAAAACGCAUUGGAAAGAAAUACAAAAUUGCAACGAAUUUGUGAAGUGUGAUGAAUCGCUGCUCGAAAACCUUGGGAAAGACUUUCUUGAUUUUUUCAACGAAUUACGUGAUAAUGAAAGCCCUGGCUACUGUUUAAAAGUAGAUGCAGGAACCGUCGAAGAAGUUGUUUAUCAAUGGAAAAACUUGUUCGAAAACAAUACUUACGAAAACGAGUACACUGGACUUCUGGUUGACAGAAUAUAUCAGGAAGUACCAACAAAGUAUCAACAAGAGGUUUGGAAGACGAGUUUUAGACUGGCAAAGGCAUUACUUGAAAGUCUGAAUAGAGUGAUCACUGCACGUCCUUCCUGGUUUUUACCCUCUGAAGAAAAGUUAAACCGAAAAUUGAGAUUGUUCGAAGACUAUGGGCAUAAGUUUUUACUGGUACUGGAAGUAUUUAAAGUUGGUGGUAUAAAGAUGCUCGAAAAAUUCGGAAGCAGCCGAUACAUAUCAUACUAUGACGGACGUCCGGAAGUGAAUGGUUUCUUCACAAUCGAUUUCAAAACAUUCAAAUCAAAACUUGGAAAAGAAAUUGAGAGUCUCACAUUCAUCAAAACUCCUGUACUUCGAGCCAAACAUGCAGCAGUUCCUAUCAGUUUUACCAAUGUAGAACAUUGUACUUUGGCAAGUGAUGUUUUGUUUGAACUUCUUCGUGAACUCAUACUUGGUUACAAACUAUUUCAACGAACUGAAAACGAAAAGAAAGAAGGAAUCAUGCUGAAUCGAAUCUUCACAGAAAUCCUAGAUGAGUAUUUCCAUGUUCCGGAAGUACACUUCUUCAAUCAGUCGACCGUAGAAACUAUCAAAAACAAAUUCCAGUCUUACAUUUCGAGAGUCAAAAGAUCAGUGCAGAAAGAUGUCAGAAAUGCAAAAAAAGAUGGCUUUACUGUACAAAACUUGAAGAAUGAACUUGUUCAUUUGGGUCUUCAUUUCGAGUUUCCCGACAUUGGCGGCUAUGCCGAAAUGGUUUACAAAAGAAUUGACUCUUUAAAAACACGAGAAUUUCUUAGAACUUGUGAUUUGUUCGAUGCGGUGGAACAAUGUCAAUUGAUAUGUAUCAUGAAAAAGUAUGAAAAGUUGGCAGUCUACAUCCAUAAACACAAAUCAUGUCAUCGAGUUUGGACUCCUUGCAAGUAUUGUCAGACACAUAAAAACACAAAAUGGAACCGUUUUAUGCUGAAAGAUGUACGUUUGCUGGCGCGUAAAGUCAAGAAUCCAGCACACAGAUCAUCGCUCGAUCAACAAAUGGUUCUGCCGAAUGGAGUCAAUCUUGUGAGCAAUUACGAUUUGGUUUCAACUUGUAACGAUGAAAUUGAUGAGCAGAUAGAAAAUGGAACCGAUUUCUAUUUACUCGAUGUGAAAGACGUGAAAUCUCUUGCAACAUGUAACAACUCGUACGAUAAAUAUCUCCGUGAGAGUAUGGAGUCUAGACCACAACGUAAAAUUUAUCUUCGAACAUUCUCUGCAACUGUUUUCAAAGAAGAAGAAAAUUCGCGUGUGUUUGUGGAUGAAGUAUUUGAUAUAGUUAGAGUUAUCUUACAACAACAAGAAAUUGAUAUUGAAAGUUACACCGACAAGUUUUCUAAGUACUGCGAACAAUGGGAAGACAGCAACAUUCUGAAAUCAGAUAAACAAAAAAUGUUUUUUGAAACGAUGAGUUUGGAUGAUUUAAAAGAAGUAUUAGAAGACUUCAAUAUUGACAAGCGAUUGAUAACUAUAGUACCAGACAUUGGAUACGCCGUUUCAGUAAUGUUCAAAAUGCCACUGGACAUGGGCGAAUCUGUGUUGGCCAUUCGAAGUCCUAAAAUGUUUCAUCUUGUGCAGGAUCCAAACCAGACUAUUCUCCAACUUUUUCAAUCUGUCAUUUGCUAUUUGGAUAUGAGUAUCGAGUGUCCUCAACAUGGACGUGAGUGCAAAAUUAGUCUCAUGUGCGAAAUUGCUAUUUUUAUGGAAGCAAACAACUUACAUGAAACAGGAGUUUACUAUCGUAGUGAUUUUGUAACGGAUCAGAUCAAGAAUUUGCAAAAUCACUGCUUUUUCAAACUUCAAACCACUCAGAAGAGAAUUAUGGACAAGUAUUAUUCUACUCAUUUCAAACAACCAAUCAGUUUGUAUGAGUAUAUUCUGGACUUCCAAGCACUUAAAUUCGAUAGCCACGAUUACGAAAAAUCUGACCAUGCUGAUCAAAUUCUUAACAACUCCUACAUCACCGCCUGGAGAGCUCGAUUCCUGAUUCUACUCGAAAUCAGUGGAAGAUUUUUUCACCGAGAUGAUGAAAAGAUAAAAGAGCAUAAACAUCGAAUGUGGGAAGCUCUGAAUUUCAAACUUCCAUUUCUCGAUUGGGUAGAUCAAAAGGAUUUGUCGUAUGUCCUUUGGAGUGUUGACAAGUCGAAAUUAUCGUGGGCUGAAACGCUUUGGUUUGCUGAGCCGUGUGAAAUUGAUAAACUAGAUUCUCAUGAGUGGCUGAUUCAUAAUAAAAAUGAACGAGAAAAACUGAUCCGCCAGCGGAAGAAAGAGUCGAUGGGAAGAGCUUAUUAUGAUAUGGAGAACAGAUCAAUCAGACUGAUGCAUAACAUCCGUUCAACGGCAGUCACGAAAAGAAUAGCAAGACAAGAAGCAGCUAGACAAGGGAUGAAAGAACAUUAUAAUGAAAAUAAUGUUCCGAAAGUGGAAAAGACUGAAGAAGUUGUGGAGUCCAAGACUGAAUUGAAAAGUCUCAAGAAGGAAGUACCAGCGAAGAGAAUAAUUGAAUCAACGGAUCGAGCAUCGUCUCCAAUUGACUUCAAUUGUCAACCGUGUAUUGAAAAUAAAGAAAAACUUCAAAAAAUAAAUGAAAAAUUGAAUCUUGAACGAAACAAUAUCAAGAUAUUGGAUGAGAGAGUGAUAUCGAAUGAGGAUCAAAUUCUCCAAAUUAAAGAAAAAUCAGAAAAAGAGAAACAAGAACAGGAGAGAAAGAAAAUUGAGCUAUCUGGAAAAGAGAAUCUCAUUAAAAAUUUUGAAAAACAGUUGAAUACACAACAAAAGGAGUUUCAAGAACUUGAGAAAUUGAAAAAAGAACUGGAGAGAAGGCACGAGAACUUAAAUAGAUUGAAAAAUCAAAUAGAAAUUCAAGAAAACAAAUCCAAAGAAUCAGCUUCUGAAUUCCAACAACGAGAAACUAAACUGAAAAGAGAGCUCAACAGCAAAAGACAAGCAACCAAAAAUCUAAAUCGAGAAAUCGAGAAAUUUGUUGAAGGAAAUAAUGCUUUUGGAGCUACUGAGUUAGAAGAGGUGUUACAUCGACAACAGCAAGUGAAAAUUGAAAUCGCCAGGAAAAAACAUGAAAAUCAACAACUUCGUGAGAGGAACAGAGAUCUCGAAAAUUCAAAUCACGAGAAAGAGAUCAUUUACCAUUCUCUCUUGGAACAGUUGGAAUUCUCGUCAAAACUGAAUUUGAAUGAUCAACCAUCCACAUCUUCUUCUGUUCCACAACAGUCAGUACCUCAUCCGGUUCAUCUUUCCACAAUGAUGAGAAAUAUGUUGAAAUUGUUAGAAGAGAAAAAAGCAACUCUGGUGAAAGAAGACUCUCUGAAAAAAACAGAAAAUUUUGUUCAUAUUCUGAUGCUGUCUACUGACGACGAGGAAAAGAGGAAUCAUAUUGCAAAUAAAUUGAAAGACUUCCAAGCAGAUUUCACUGCUUACAUGAACGUCUUGAAUCAGAAUAUUGCAAGUAUUCAGAAUGGCAAUGAAGAUUCUAUGGCUGAACUCCCUGAGCUACCGAAUUUGGACACCUACUUGAAUAAUCCUGACAGAACUUUUGGAAGAAACUCACUUUCAGAUUGA
This is a messenger RNA of Caenorhabditis remanei, 4311 nucleotides long. RefSeq lists its product as uncharacterized. Gene Ontology annotation, cellular component: membrane raft. Gene Ontology annotation, biological process: innate immune response. Lineage: Eukaryota; Metazoa; Nematoda; Chromadorea; Rhabditida; Rhabditidae. Bases 1 to 4311 code for a protein of 1436 amino acids. The transcript is spliced from 23 exons. The record is from RefSeq and is a predicted model, not a curated record.